Molecule: messenger RNA, 7886 nt
Organism: Phyllotreta striolata
Lineage: Eukaryota; Metazoa; Arthropoda; Insecta; Coleoptera; Chrysomelidae
Source: the annotation of a GenBank genome assembly
AUUUUGGUGAUUACUGAAAUGUAUUUAAUCAUGUCUAUCUAUAUACUUUAAAUUUUUACCAGUGUUUUGCAAAGUAAACAGUUUUAAUUUUCCCUUCUCAUGAAAUUGAGUCAGUGUUACAUUGAAAUGAACAAAAAACCAGAUCGGGGCAUCUUCUACAUCUUGUGAUAGUGCUAUUGUUAUUUUUUGUUUAAAUGGACAUCUCGCAGAAGAAACCGAAUGCAUGAGCAUUUUACUCAAUUUAAGAGCAAUAGUGAGCAUUAUGAGCUGUUCAUUAGCGAAUUAAUUUACAGUGAAGACGAUAUUACCGGCCCUCGAUCGUUCUAAAUGGCGGCUAAUUCAAAUUUGCUUGUAAACAAAACCUACAUAAUUAGUACUAAGAAAAAUGGGUUUUUAUUAUGUAUGUUGAACAAAUUUGCCUAGGAUAGUAAUCAAUUCAUCUUAAGUAAUGGAUCCCGUUCUUCAAAGGCUUGGCGAUGUUACGAUACAGAGACUUGAUAAAUCAAAAGAAACCAAAGUAGCCCCUCAAAAUGCACCCUUGGAAAAAUUCAAAGAGAAUAAAGAAGAAAGCGGCGACGAGAUAUCUGAAUUCAUCCCGAGUGUAAAUAAGAGGCCCAACAUCCAUUUACCCAACGAUAUAUCGGUGAAAAAAUUCAAAUUCAACCCAAACGAAUUGAACAUAGGAAAUAAAAGCGACGACAUAAUGAAUAAUUUUAGCGAAACGGAGAUGUCCGAUUACGAUUCCGAAUCAGAUUUAGAUGAUUCCGAUGAUGAACCGCCCGACUUAGGCGUCAACCAGCCAAGUUUACCACCGAAACCUUUCAAAGAUAAUCCCCAAAUUCCCGCGCACCCACACAGCAAUUCGGAGGACGAAGGGAGCAACAGCAACUCGUUUUUCGAAAAAUUGGUUCAACAAAACGCUGCCUCGGUACCCGUCUCGGUACCUUCUAGCACGCCGAGCAGCUCCACCGCGUCGACUCCCGUGAAACAAAACCCAGAAGGUUCCGCCGAGGAAGACUACGACAUAGACAUUAAAGAAAAGCUAAAGGAAAUGGGCGAAAUCAGCUUCGAAACGGUGAAAAAAGGGGAGAAACCCAAAAAGACUGAAGUAGUUGAAAACGAAGUAGUUGUAACGACAAAAAAAGUUGGAGCCGAUGGUGAAGAAAUAUCUGGCUUACCAAAGGGCAUUGCUUUACGAAGGAACAUCCGAGAAGUAAUGGACGAGACUAAGCUAGACGAAUCUACAUUGGCUGCACAACGACAAGAAGCGGAGCGUCUUAGACGUGUACAAGAACAACAAAGACUAUUGAGAGAAUUGCAAAGGCAAGCAGCUCAAGAAAGAAUGCAAAAUAGGGUGAUAUCGAUGCUGCAAGGAAAUCAGUUUCCAAAGCCAGGAACUUCGAAUCAAACGAGAAUCGGUAACACUGUCUUGGUAAAAUUACCAAACGGACAAACCAAACCAAUGACGAGGGUGCCUAAAAGGCCAUUUGAAUUGUUAAGGGUACCGAAAAAUAUGGCGCAAGGUCCGAUGGGAUUGCCGCGGAACAAUAGAGGUUUUUUGCCGGCGAAAAGAAUUCCUACGGGGGCAGAUUUAACGCCUUCUGUAAGUAUCGCGCCGAUCAACAAGAAGACAUUGCCCCCUAUGCCACAAAGGCACAGUGAUAGCGACAGCGAGAGCGACGAAAGGAAAAUUAUGUCGCCACCUUUAGUAGCAAAACCUAAACCUAAGCCUCCUGUACAAACCAUUGAUAUAUCAUCCGAUGACGAUUGCAUAGUCGUGUCUGAACCGGAGGAAGAAGAGGAGGAUACAGAUCAUGAUGAUCCCACUAACUCAGGCAUGCAUACGAAUGAUCAGUUUAACCAACCUGACGAUCAAGGCAGAGUUUUGGUAAACGUGGGUCAUCCAGAAGGUGAUCCGGAUGUUUUUAUUGCUCCGCAAAUUUCAAGGAUUAUUAAACCUCAUCAGAUAGGCGGCGUGAGGUUUCUAUAUGACAAUGUUGUUGAGAGUACCAGUAGAUUUGAAAGCUCAUCAGGAUUCGGUUGCAUUCUGGCGCAUUCAAUGGGUUUAGGAAAAACCUUGCAAAUCGUGACGUUUUCAGAUAUUUUCUUGAGGCACACAUCUGCUAAAACUAUACUCUGUAUUAUGCCGAUUAAUACCCUUCAAAAUUGGAUGGCGGAGUAUAAUAUGUGGUUACCUACAGAUGAAAAUAUCGGAAAUAGUCCUCUAAACGCUCAUGGAGAAGUACGACCCAGGAAUUUCAAUUUACAUGUAUUGAACGAUAGCCAUAAAACUCUGGUUGCCAGAUCGAAGGUGAUUCACGAAUGGCGAACCAACGGGGGCGUUUUGUUAAUCGGAUAUGAACAAUUUAGAUUACUUAGUCAAAGAAAAUUGCCGAAAUCGAGAAGGAAAAUCAAUCCUGAAUUAGAUGACGAGAGAAAUAUCAAAUUAUUUGACGAGGUUCAUACGGCGUUAAUAAAACCAGGACCGGAUUUGGUAAUUUGCGACGAAGGUCAUCGCAUUAAGAAUUCCCACGCUUCGAUUUCUCAAGCUUUAAAACAGAUGGAAACGAAAAGGAGAGUGGUACUGACGGGAUAUCCUCUACAAAACAAUCUAAUGGAAUAUUGGUGCAUGGUGGAUUUCGUGAGACCGAAUUAUUUAGGUUCAAAAACGGAAUUUUGCAACAUGUUUGAACGUCCUAUUAUGAACGGUCAGUGCAUCGAUUCAACCGAAGCAGAUAUUAAACUAAUGAGAUACAGAGCGCACGUUUUGCAUUCCCUACUAUUGGGUUUCGUCCAGCGAAGGUCGCACGCCGUACUACAAACGGCUCUACCGCAAAAGGAAGAGUACGUUUUGCUAUGCAGAAUGACGCCGUUUCAAAGAACUCUCUACGAGACGUUCAUGAAUGAAGUAGUACGCAUUCAGGCUGUACCGAAUCCCCUUAAAGCCUUCGCGGUGUGCUGCAAAAUAUGGAAUCAUCCUGAUGUAUUGUACAAUUUUCUGAAGAAACGCGCGGGCGCCGGCGAGGCUGUCGAUAUAGAUUUGGAGGAAGUCGGUGGAGCGGCCGUGAGCAAAACGCCCAACGAUAAACCGGAAAAACCGUUGCCAAAGUCGAAGAGGAAAACGCCAGCGAAAGGAAAAAACGGAAAACCGGCGGCUUCUAUUACGCCCUACAACAAUACCCAAGAGAAUCCCGUCAAUCAAUCCAUUCCGAUGUCCGUAAACAAUUUUGCUACUGCUCCCGUUACUUCAUUUACUAACGCCCUAUCGCAACAAGGGAAAGUUAAAAACGAUUCGACGCCGGAAUCGACGACUAUUCAAGACAUAUCAAAUAACUUUCCGGAUACGAUUUUGCAGCCGUAUUACGAUCAAGAAUUCGAUCAGAACGCACAAUUUCCCUCAUCUUUCCCGAACACGAGCAACAAUUAUUCAUAUCCCAACACCUCCACUUCGAACGAGUUUAACAGGGACUUCGGUAUGACUGGGGAAGUUCAAAAAACGAAUUUUUUAAAUUUAGACACACAAGCCACCUCUUUAAACCCAGUUACAACGCUUUCCUCUGAAAUAUCACUAACUCCCUUGACGUCUAAAACGAAAGAUCUGGCUAUAAACAACACAAGUAGUACGGUAGCGUCAUUUAAUGAAGCCAAUCCACCUUUAAAUAAUACUAGAAAUAAAUUAACACCGUACAAAAGUUCUACAGCAGCUACCCAAGGUAGUGGUAGUAACAGUUUACCAACGAGCGCUGAUGAUUUGAUGGAGAUCGGCAACAAUCCAGAACAAAAUAACGUUCGAUAUGACCACAAUCAACAAACAAACUAUAACGUAGAGACUAACAGUUAUCGUAACGACUACCAUCAACAGUGGAAUUGGAAUCAACAACAAGAAACUCCUCCAAACUUCGACCGGCAAAACGACUAUUUCGGCCCUCCACACAACCACUUCAACCCGCAUCUAAUGAACGCGAAUUCCAACAAUUCGUGGAUCAAAAAGGAGGACUCCAAGUCUUUUAUAAGCCCAAAAAGCGAAACCAGUAACGACGUCAAGCCCAAAAUAAACAUCAUCAGCGACAUCAAAAUACCGCCGGUGUUCUCUAAUCAAUCGAACGAGAGAAAAAUUAAUAUAAUAAGCGACAUUAAAAUAGAACCGAAAAAAGAAGAGGGUAUGGAUAUGUACGACAUCAAACCUCCCAUCGCCUCGUCUACGCUGGCUCCGAUUAAGACUGAAAUUAAAAACGAAGUCAAGACUGAAGAAGAAGCUAAACCUCUACCUCCCGCACAGGAAAAUCCUUUUGCCAAAAUGAACCCGCUCGCGCUGCAAGGAUCGAAAGAGGACAGCGGCAUUCCUUAUGACUGGGCUAUCGAAUUACUAAAAGAUUACAUUCCCGGUCACAUCGAAAAUUCCGCCAAAAUGGGCAUUCUAUUUUGUAUAAUACGCGAAAGUAUCGCUCUAGGCGAUCGAUUGUUAGUCUUUAGUCAAUCGUUAAUUACGUUAGAUUUAAUAGAACAAUUUCUCCAAUCGAGUCAAGUACCAGGCGAAACGUUCAAUUGGGCCAAGAAUAGCAGUUACUAUCGUUUGGACGGAUCGACCAGCGCAUUGGAACGAGAGAAGCUCAUUAACGAAUUCAAUUCGAACCCGAAAAUACAUUUGUUCCUAGUUUCGACGCGAGCCGGCUCUCUGGGGAUAAAUCUCGUCGGUGCCAACAGGGUAGUGGUAUUAGACGCUUCUUGGAAUCCCUGUCACGAUACUCAAGCCGUAUGCAGGGUAUACAGAUACGGUCAGAGGAAACCUUGUUUCGUCUACAGAUUGGUAGUCGAUAAUUGCUUGGAAAAGAAGAUCUACGAUAGACAAAUCAACAAGCAGGGCAUGUCCGAUCGAGUCGUGGACGAAUGCAAUCCGGACGCUCAUCUGACGAUGAAAGACGUCAGUACGCUUUGCUGGGACGACAAAACGGACGAGGGAGAAGAAAAAGACUGGUCUCACGUUAAGGAUAACUAUAUCGACGUGGUUUUACAGAAAGUACUUCAAAGAUAUGGUAAAACUCUUAACAAAGAACCUUUCCAACACGAAUCCCUCCUAGUCGACCGAAAAGAAAAGCAAUUAUCGCAACAGGAAAAGAGGUUAGCUAAAAAAGGGUACGAAAGAGAAAAGCAGGCUUCUAGACAACCUACCUACAGUUUAAUGGGUUCCUCGAGAGGACAUCGUCCAGUGGCGUCGGUGAGGCCUAUGCAGCAAGGAGAAAAAACUUCAAGAUGGAUCCCAGCGGAACAUUGGCAACGGCAAGGCAUGACGGCGCAAGAAAUGACGCUUCCUUUGGACGUAGUCAUCCCGACGAAUCAACCGGAAAAGGGCAAUAUCGUUCUGAAAGCGGGUCAAAAAGUGCUCGUGCUCAAAUCGCCCAAAGGGGUUUACAUGCAACUCGAAAACGGUAAAAUAGUCGCUAUUAAAACUGCCAUUAAGGUGAAGGGGAAAUCCGAAGAUGGCUUGGGACCUGAUAUGUCCAAAAUGGUGAAACCUCCCCUUCUUCCGCCGUCCAUUAAAGGGAAUCCCUCGCUAUCGGUGGUUCCUCAGAAGAGGAUGGUGAAGCCGUUCGUACCGGGAGUCGCCAAGUUCGGUGUACAAAGCGUUAAACAAUCCGUGCCGAAUCUGGUGUCUCGAAUAAGGAGUAUCCAAAAGAAAGUUCAAGCAGGUAAAACGAAACCGCAGAAUGUGGGCUCCGAAAUCGCCAAGUCGCUAAUUAAUAAAGAAGACGGGAUCCCGGUGAGUAGUAGCGAUGACGAACGGAAAGAAAUGCGUCAAUUUCCUUUGGAUCGAUCGAAGAGACACGCGCUAUCGCACCAGCAAGAGAACAGCGACGAUAUCGAAAAAAGAAUAUCUCUAUUGAAGAAGAAUAUUUCCAUACAGAGGGUGACAUCGCAAGGCGGAGCGAAAGCUCAAUAUUCCCAAUCUUCACAAUCUCAAGCUCCGUUUUCACAACUCAGAUCCAUCGAUGACGGUGAGAAAGAAGAUGACAGUCCGGAGAAUACGGAAGAUCACAGAUCUCUUUUGGGAGAUACACCGUUCCAGGAUACCCUAGACAGUAUCACGAGUGCAUAUCACGCUACAAACGAUGACAAUUUGGAGUCGUUCGAAGACGACGUAUCAGAAUCCUCCGAAAAUAAACAUCAAGAACAAAGCGAAGUCAGCGAUCACAGCGACGACGUGACAUAUAUUUCCGACCAAUCGCCUACGCCUCAAUAUCCAGCCUCGGUACCAGCAUCGCAUUCAGAUCCUUCGGCCAAACCGCAGGAGGGACAGGACUAUAACAAUUACAAUUACUACAAUUACAAUGCUCCACCUUAUCAAGCGCCGCCUCCUCAGGGUUACGCGUACCCACCGCAGCCGCCUCCUCCGCAAUACGACAUGAUGGGAUACCCGCCGCAACAUCAACAACCUCAGUAUAAUUACAGUUAUCAGGGUUACCCGCCGCCGCCGCCUCAGCCCCAUUAUCCGCCGCAUCCUCCUCCUCAAACGGGAUACGAGUACGGGUCCCAGGCUCCGCCAGCGGCGCAACCCAUGUAUCCCGGCUAUAAUCCUUAUCCGCAGCAAUACCCGCCUCCGCCGCCGCCGCAGGGUAUGUAUCAACCGCCCCCGAGCGGCGCUCCGGCAGCGCCUUACGGCGAUUAUCAGCAGUACGCCUCGCCCAUGAGUAACGUGGCUCCACCACCAGCGCAGUAUUAUCCUAAUUCUUAAUGUGUAUCCCCUGUUGUAGACCAGUCGAAUUCGGUGUGAUAUAAAUUCGAAAAAUGUAUUAUGCGUGAUAAUUGAAGGAAUGAUCUAAUGGCAUCCUUUAAAACGGUUUUUUUAUCGAGGUAAAACCAGAUAGUUACAUUUUUCUUAUCAUGUAUAUUAAUUUUAAGGUGUACAUAAAGUAUUAUUUCAAACAUAGAUGUUAUUAACAGUGUAUUUUAUAUAGUUUUUUUUAAUUCUUUCAUUGUGUAAUUUUUGUAAGAAUAAAAUUAAUUGUUUCCUGUAACGCUUUCUUUAUAAUUAAUGCUAGUUGUGAUGAGGAAGUUUGAUAAUUAAUUUGAAAAUGGUUGAUUAGUGUUUUUUAUAAGACAGAAUUACUGAUUUGGUCAAUUGAAAAUCAUACAAAAUUACUGAAUUUAUUAAAUCGUUGAUAUAAAUUGGCAAAUUUUUUGUUCAAAUCAAAAAUUGUUCUUUAUUGGCUGUAAUCCAAUUCGAUUGGUCUUACAUAUUUAGUAGUGCAAUAGUAUAAUAAGGAAUAAAGAUCUAUUAGGUUUUUUUUAGAUGUUUGAUGGUAUAAUAAAAAUAUUGCAUGGAGAAAAUCGUUAUUUAAUUUGCGCUAAAUGUUUCAUUAUUUAGCACGUUUCGACAGUAUUCAAUUUUAUAACAUACAUUUAUUUUUCUGCAUUUCAAUUCAAGCACCACAAGGUAUUCUCGUAAAACGUCCCUUCUAUUAAAUUUUCUUUUUUUGCAUAAAAUGCAUUAUACAACAACUAUAAUGAAACCGUAAUUAAUUGUAUUUUUUAUAUUGUAUACACAUAACUGAUUUAUGUACAUUUUUAAUACUCACACAACGUAGUUCGAAUUAUGUAAAUAAAUAAAAUUCAUGUCCUUGAAACAUUUAGUGCAAAAUAAUGCCCUAUUAGAUAAGUAUCAGGAACACUGGCUUUUACAUUUAGAAUACAUUUUAACUAAAAUAGCGUCAUUAAUUGUAACUAUUGUAUGUUAUCUUGUAACAAGAUAUUCUUUGCAGUGAACCUUUUCUAUUCUUGUCAUCAUAUUUAAUUAAUUUCAUAAACAAAUAAAAAGCAUUUUAAAUCUUGCAUUUUAACAAAACAUUUCACAAUUAGGAAAUUUUUUUGGUGCUUUACGAUGAAAUGCC